UUCAUUCAUUUCCUCGCGUAAAUGAAAAAGACGCCACGGAGUGUUUUACUGUUUGUUCUAUUUCUAAAAAAGGGUGCAUCAAGAAAACUCUGUGAAAGUUUGCUAAUUAUUCCCCAUCAAUGGCUAACAUAGAUAUCCCCGGGCGAAAUCCACUCAGGUACUGCAGACUUUGCCUGACUCAGGUAAAUGUACUAAAGGUGCUCGAAUCGGCGCAAACCAUCCGCCAGCCAGAGAAGGAACUAUUGCAGAAGUUGUUCCAUUACACGAGAAUAACAUUCAACAACGUGGAAGACUACCCGAGUGCAGUUUGUCAUGAAUGUAUGGAUAGGUUCAGCGACUUCCACGAAUUCCGUCGCAUGGUGGUUCGUAAUCAUAACGCAGUGAAAGCCUACCGUAAGAUGCACGGAGACGAAAUGGAUUUCCCACAAACGGAGGAGGAAACUGUGCUGAUUGAAUUGAUUGACGGCUCUCAGCUGACAGAGAUUAAGCAGGAGUUGGAUGAAUAUGAAGAUUCAAAAUGUGACAUCCCUAAGGUUCCUGAGCCUAAGCCAGCGAAGGAAACCGUUAAGGAAGUGGAUGUCUAUCAUUUAGAUGGCGAACUUAGAAAUGUCGUUGUGAAAGAGGAAAAACUUUCAUCGGUACGCUCGCUACCGGUUGCCGUUAGUAGUGCCAGCAAGAGUAAGAAUGAAGAUACGAAGAAAUCUCCUGCAGAGCUCCCUCAUAUCAAUGUUCUGAACAAGAAGGUAGCUGUUGUGAAACGACCACAAGGGACAGUACUCAAUUCGGAACAUUCGGAGAAACGAACUAAACUGGCAACUGGGCAUGGUUUUUCAAUUGUGAAAUGCUCGCAGUGCCGAGCAGUCUUCCGUAGUCGUGAGAAUCUGAUCAUUCAUGAGCGAAACGAUCACCCGGUCUCCUCGCCAACCAAGACUGGUUCUCCGAAGACACCAUCAACAUCACCAGUGGGUAGUUCGAAACCUCCACCACAAACGACUCAACAUGUCACUCUGUACAAGUGCACGCAUUGCAGCAGUAGCUUCAUCCAUGAGGCCAACUUUGAGAAGCACCUGCAAACCUGUAAGGUAGGAAUACUGGCUAAGCUGAAUCCUCAGAUAACGGUUAAACGAACUGCGCCAGCUGCAAUGAAUGAAACUAAGGCGGCCGUCGUCAAGGCUGAUGAUCAGGCUAAAAUAAAACAUGUUCUGAAGAAGGAAGAAACGGUAGAGCAGAUAAUCCGCAAACAUGUUGUGAAGAAGGAGGAAACUGAAGACAAUAGAAUCCGUUGUCACUACUGCCCGUUGACGUACAAGACAAAGCAUUUCCUCAAGAAGCACAUGUUGGACGUGCACAAGAUCGACGAUUACGAAGAUGUAUUUUACUGUCACGUGUGUAAGCUGAAUUACUCGUGUAACGAGGAUCUGCAGUUGCACAACCGAGCAAUCCAUCGGUUUCAAUGCAAGCAGUGUCUGGAGGACUUUAGGACCUGUAUGCACUCUCAGAUCUAUGGAAAACCGAACGAAAAUGGUAUCAAUAAAGGUACGUUAGGUUAAAUUGA
This is a messenger RNA of Ochlerotatus camptorhynchus, 1555 nucleotides long. RefSeq lists its product as uncharacterized. Gene Ontology annotation, biological process: regulation of transcription by RNA polymerase II. The record is from RefSeq and is a predicted model, not a curated record. Gene Ontology annotation, molecular function: RNA polymerase II transcription regulatory region sequence-specific DNA binding; zinc ion binding; DNA-binding transcription factor activity, RNA polymerase II-specific. Lineage: Eukaryota; Metazoa; Arthropoda; Insecta; Diptera; Culicidae. The transcript has 3 exons. Gene Ontology annotation, cellular component: nucleus. Bases 120 to 1550 code for a protein of 476 amino acids.